Messenger RNA from Linum trigynum, 3725 nucleotides. The record is from the annotation of a GenBank genome assembly. Lineage: Eukaryota; Viridiplantae; Streptophyta; Magnoliopsida; Malpighiales; Linaceae.
CACUCGAUAUACUACUUCCAAUCGAAGAGCUCUAUCAACCUAAUAAGAUUCUAUCUAUCCUGGAUCAAAGUAGAAAUCAAGAGAAUGUGUUCAAAAUCCAAUUGACUUAAAUCAACAUACUUCAAUUGAAUAAAACCAAUCAUUAUAACAUCCAAAGGUUGAAGGUUCAUACAACAAAGAUGAUAACACAUGGAACUAGGGUUCUUCAAAACCUAAGUGAAGGGAAGCUACUAUAGAGGAGAGGGAGAGUACAUUAUAACUUUCCAGACCUUUAAUCUUUAUGUAUGGGCUUGUUCCUCGAGCCGCCAAGACAUAGAAAUCAUCCAAUUCCUUUCCAAGAUCGCCCUCAAAUCACCCUCUCUCUCUUUGGUUCGUCUCUUGGGUGUUUGGGGUCCACAUCCAGCUCCCCCCUCCAAAAACGCAUAAAACGACCCUUUAUACCUGUUGCGGGCCUAUUGCAUGGUUGAAGUCCAAUUCCACGACUGUGGAAUGCUAGCACAGAUAGGGGAAUAGCCAAAAUUGCACCUUCAGAUAGGGGAAUUACCUCUGCUCAAUCCAUGGGCUCAUUUGGUGUUCCACGCAUGGAACAUGAUGCCCAGACCGUGGAACUCAGUUCUUCACCCUCCAAGGUCUUGAACAUUGCCCAAUUAUCCCCAAACUUGCUCCUAAGCCUCCAUUCACGCUCUAGGGCCUGAAACAUUGCAUAUGUGCACAACCUAGCAUAAAAUUGGCUCAAUAUGCAAGGAAUCAAUCUUAAACGCCCAAGAAGUGAGCGAAUAAACAUGUGCAAUUAGAGUGUUAUCAUUGUGUGUGCUAUCAAAGAACACAUGCCAAAUUUUCAAUCGCUAUACUGGCUUAGUUUGUUUUGGAGACUGAAGCUAAGAUGACACUGUUCAAGUUCUAAAGGAGAAAGAAGUUGUCAAUUAAUUAUGUUGUUUAUGAAUGUUUAUCUUUAAUGUUGAACAAUUUGUAUGGAAAAUUUGUGGUUUGCUUGUAUGUUCUAGAUUGGUAUUUUUUGUAUGCAAAAUUUGUAUGGUCAAAUUGAUGUUACAAUUUUAUUUUUAAAGGAACUUGUUAUUGUGCCGGGUUUGGUAAAGCCCUCCUCUCCUCCCAUUUUUUCCAAGCUGCUAACCUCCUAACCAUUGUUAAGGAAGCAGAUCAGAUAAACGGUUGGCCAAUAGAACCACUAAAAUCUAAUUGCAAUAGUGGUUCAGUUCAUUUGAUUGUAUUGUUAGGGAUGAACCAAACGAUUUAACUGAUGAAUCCCCCUCCCCCGGUUUAACUGGUUUCGGAUACCUAAAGUAAAUAUACAUAACAAACUAGUCCUACUCCUAACUAAACUAUACUACAAAACCCUAAACUAAUAGAAAAAUUCACUUCGAUCAUGUCUCCUAUUAUAAUAUCGAUUCUAGAAUCAAUUAACUAGCUAAUGGUUCUCUCGUAAAUUUACCUAUCCUAAGAGUGUUUUGCCAGUGUUGGGAGAUGCUCACCAUUAACUGUAUAGUACUAGGCGUCAUCUACGUACUAGGCGUCAAGGAAAAGAAGGCGUCGAUCAAACGAGGAAACAAGUAAGGCGUCACUUAAAGUUAUAACAAAAAGAACGGCUUUUUAAAGGAUAAGAGAGUAGGCGUCAGGUACGAAAAGGCGUCGGGGGUUAGAACUUAUAAAUCCCUUCGAUUUUACUUUUCUCACACCUCGAGUCCACCCUAUCGAGUACGAGUAACCCUACAGCAGCUGCCGCCGCCGCCUUCGCCACCACAACGACCGUCGUCACCGCUCUGCUUGCGCCAUCAUGUCGUCUUUCAGAGAAUCGGAGAAGCGUGCUGAAGAGGAAGAGUUAGCUCGCCAUAGAGAGAUGCUGGCCACAAUGGUGGAGAAGCAGAGGCGAAGGGAGAGAGAGCUGGAAGAGAGAGAGAGGUUGAGGCCGGAGGCUCGGUUGGGGCAAGCUGCUGUAGUAGUGCCUGUCGCCGCCGGCCAUGGUGAUGCUGCUGCUCCGGCCCAUGGAGGUGGAGGUGGUGCUGCUGGAUACUACGUCCCGAGGUUUCUUCAAGCCGCUCAGGCUGCCCGGGAGGCUGCUGCUGCUGCUGCUGCUGCGAGGGUUCCAGCUGAUGGAGGCGCCGGUGCUACACCUCGUCUGUAGUUCGGUGAUUAAUUCCCAGAGUAUUGGGCGCCAAGUUUCAGAGUUCAUCUCGUGUUGCUGUUGUCAAAUAAACAGUACUUCUUCGUUUGGAGUAUUGCAGAGUCAGUCUAGUAGUUAUGUUUAGUUGAAUUUGAGUCCUGUGUGUGGAGGGUUAGUUGAGAGUUUUCAGCUUGUUAGGUUGCUAGCAGAUCGUGUUAGCUUGUUUUAAGGAUCAUAGAACGUUGGUAGCACCCUAAGUUUGUGGCUUGCAUCAACAACUAUAUGUAUCUUGGUUUUCAUCCAAUAAAAGUUGUCAGAUUGCAAUACAAGUGUUCUACAUUAGGUAUCAUGGCAUUAGCAAGCUGUAACCAUUCUUGUUUUUAGCAAGUUUCUGAGUGAUUGAUCAAGAGUGAAAUUGAGUGUUGAUUUACCGGAUCUGGGUUUGGGAAACACAGGAUUACUUUGUGAGGAUUUGUGUUUGAAAGGGUGAGUGAGACUAUUGCGUUACCAGGGUUGGUUAUGCUUUGCAAAAAUGAGUGACGAUGCUAGCUUUGCACAAGUGAAAUUGGACUUUAAUAAGUGGAGUCUACUUAUGGAAAAUAUCCCAAGAUAAAGGGAGUAUUGGACUGUCGUCAGUGACGGCUUCAUGAACCACUUUUUGGGGUUUGGUUGUCUAUUAUUGAUUUCAAGAAUUUGGAUGAUCUCGAGCUGAAAGAUCUCAAAACUAAGAACUAUCUAUUCAACUCCAUUGAAAAGUCCAUUUUGGAGAUCAUCACUGUUUGAGCCACGAACCCCACUUCGCUAUCCGGACGUCUUCGGGCGUCAACCUACACACACAAAGAGGAGGGCGCCUCGGCCCGUUAAUCCUCCGACGCCCAAGUUAGUCUCAGUGGGAGAGUAAAGUUCUCAAGUAGUGUUAUAUCGAGAGAGAGUCCGACCUGCAUAAAUGCUACCGACUGCCCCUAUUUAUACUCACCGAACUCGAGGCUGAUCUCCUCCACGUCACUAUCCUUAUUUAAUGCUCUGUGUCCCUUCUGUGAGACACCCGACCACCUUGUCAGGCUCCUGACACCCGCCAGGCACCCAACUGCCUUGCCAGGCUCCUGACACAUGACAGGCGCCCGCAGGCUGUGGUCCCCUGGACAGCUGGUCUCCAUUUGGCUUUUAGUGUUUUAUUCUUUGGGCCCUUCCCCCUAUUUGGGCCCAAGGGCUUCUGGUGGAUCUUUCUUUUCAGGCCUUGCCCCCCAAUUCCUUAACUCUGGGAGCCCAAGUUUCCAAGACCACUCGUACUACCCCCAACAAUUGCCCCCCCAGUUAGGUGCUCAUGGUUUCACCUUUGAGCGCCUAGCUGACUCUCUGGCUGCGGUUUCGGUGUUUCUCAUGUUGUGGGGCGCCCGUGUUGCGUCUCUGCCUUCCUUUCCGACUCGGAGACGCUGUUGCCCCCUCCUUUCAUUGGUGGGCGUCCCGUUCUCAAUGAUGCCCCUUGCUACAUGAAUUUCUUCUUCGUGACUCGUGGGCGACUUUUGAUCGCAUUCUACGUUCGGGCGUCCCUUGCCCUUAUGCCCCCCUCACGGGGAGAGUUUUGAAAUGAACCCCACCUUUCACG